Phalaenopsis equestris is the source of this 3018-nucleotide messenger RNA. RefSeq lists its product as uncharacterized. Lineage: Eukaryota; Viridiplantae; Streptophyta; Magnoliopsida; Asparagales; Orchidaceae. The coding region runs from base 355 to 2580 and encodes 741 amino acids. The transcript is spliced from 3 exons. The record is from RefSeq and is a predicted model, not a curated record.
UUCUUGCAUCAUCUUCAUUUUUGUUUCUCUAGAUCUUGGUUUUUCCUCUUAGCAUAGCGAUAAGGAAGAAGAAAUUGCAGUUAUAGGAAAAUAAUCGGCGGGGGAAUCAUUUAAGAAUCUCCCAUCAAUUUCUCCGAAGUGGACUGCGGAGAACUGCGAAACUGAAGGGAGAGGUAGAAGGGAGAUGAGAUCCAGCUGGUUCUGAAUGGGCACACUAACUGGCGACUUCAUUGAUCCCACGCGAUAUCGGUGGAGGCAGGGUGCAUCGGCGGUGCUUGCUUUCUCCGGCGGUUAAAGUAUCGAUUGAGCUGCGGGGCCUGGUGAUCGAUUUCUUGGGUUUGUUUAUAGUGGUGGAUGGGAACGGCGUCGGAGGGUUCCGAGGGAGGAGGGAUUGUAGGCGACUGCGGUGUUGGGGCAAUCGUGUGGGUGCGGCGUCGCAAUGGUUCGUGGUGGCCGGGGAGGGUUGUCGGUUCUGAAGAGCUUGCCGAGUCGCAUGUCAUGUCGUCGAGGUCGGGAACGCCGGUGAAGCUUCUCGGGAGAGAGGACGCCAGCGUAGACUGUUAUAAUUUAGAGAAAUCCAAACGCGUCAAGCCAUUCCGAUGCGGGGAGUUUGAUGCAUGCAUAGAAAUGGUUGAGGCCUCUCAUAGCACUCCUAUUAAGAAAAGAGAAAAGUAUGCACGUCGGGAAGAUGCCAUUCUUCAUGCACUUGGACUAGAAAAACAACAGCUUGAAUUGCAGAAGGAAAGCACAUCUAUCUCAUGCCAUGCAGCCAAUAAAACCUUAUGCCUUUCAGAAAGAGAACCAAAUCAUUGCUCUUCUGAAGCAAACCAGGAAUCUCAAAUGCCUACAUAUAGAAGCAGAAACUUUAAGAGAAGCGUUGACGAAGAUGACAAGCAUGAAACGGCAACUCAUAAUAGUGUAGAAGAUGCUAGUUGUGAUGUUGUGAAGUUAAAUGGAAAGCUCUAUCUUUCUGUUGCUGGGGGAAAUUCUGAUAUUACUGAUGAUGAUCACAGCGAUUUGCUUCUGCAUGGCGGACAAAACUCCAGAUUUAUAAAUCAAGCAGUGACUGACACAAAUUUUUCUGUUUUUAAAAGAAAAACACUUCUGCCUAACUCAAUUAAUGACAACCCUGCUAAAAGACGAGAUAGGCGUCGCCCUCUAGUAAAAGUCUUACAGAAUAGUACAGAGUUACCUGUUUCUUAUUCUUUUCAGCCCCACCAUGAUCCCAGUGGUAAACCGUUACCUGCGGAAGAACUCCUUUUGAAUGCACAAAAGAACACUAUACACCCAUCACCCCAUGCUGAUAUUCCUUUAGAUCAUUCUAUCCAUUCAUGGAAAUGCACACCGACGGAUUCUGGGAAUGCUUUUCAGCUGCAACAGCCUGGUUGCAUGUCCGGUGAGAGCACACCAUCUGGAUGGACCGAAGAAAAUGAUUUCGAUUCUUCUGCAACAAAUUCUGAAGUUGAGCUGGUUGAAGAAAAACUUAGAUCAGGCAUCACUCAACCUCUGAAACAGACUGCCAAAAGUCCUGCUGAGAGCGGCAUGUCACACUGGCAUCUCAAAGGAAGGCGAAACAAUCGAAUUAUAUCCAAGAAGUUUGACGAAUAUGCAGAUGGGAAGAACCUAAAUGGCACAGACAAGCCCAAUGUUCAAUUUACAGAAACAACAACUUCCUAUAACAUUGGAAAAUUCGACUCUGCAACUAAAGAGCAGGCUCUUGAACCAGAAUUUUCGUCCGGAAAAGAGAUCAAUUAUGAUACAGAGGAGGAAGAUGAAGAGAUAUUUACUGGAUUAGGGACCAAGAGGGAUGAUUCAGAGAGACAACACAGCGACUAUGUAGAUUCAGAUGAUAAACGACAGUUCAUAUCAAUGACGCCACUUCAGCUAUGCAAGGCAUACUGGGAGGAUCCUGAAGAUAAUCUCGACCAGUUUUAUUCAAUCCCUUAUAGAUACGGAAUGUUCCCAGUGUUGAUUGAUGUGGACUUGAAGGUUCAAGCGAGAUAUCGAGGACAGCAUGCCCCUCUGGUUUCGUUAAUGAGCAAGCUCAAUGGCAUGGCCAUAGUAGGACAUUCUGUUCAAAUCGAAGUACUGGAAGAUGGAUCCAGCGAUCUGCUUCUUCCAUCGAACGAGUUCGAAGAUGCACCGGCUCCGCCGAUCUGGAGAACCGCUAAAAGAACUUCGAUGCACCGCCUCCCUCGAUCGAAUCAGGAUCGGCAAAACAACUCGUCUAUUGAUGACAAAUCUCUGUCGAAUCUCCCAGCUCUACAGGUUCAGAGGAAGAGGAUCUACCACGCUCACCGAUCGCCGUCCGGCAGGUUUCAGAGAAAACCUCUUAAAACAGUAAGCUUAUCUUCGAGCCAGAAAACACGAGCGCUCUCUUCAUUUGUUUCGGAGAAGAAGAACAAUGGCAGAUGUGUUUUUUUGGGUGGGUUGAUCAAAGCAGAUGGAUCAAUGCCUCCGAUAACCUGCAUCCCUAUGAAGGUGGUGUUCAGUAGGAUAUUAGAAUCAGUUGGGAGGCCAUCUGCUGCUGUGACUCACCGAGCUAUAGCAGCCAUUGCCGCAGAAAGAGGUCCGUCUUAGUUAAAUUUUUGUUACAUACAUUGCGCUCGAAACAUUGCUAUUUAUAAAUCUAGCCCUCUUUUUCAUACAUUUUUCAAAUUCUCACUCAAAUAUCGAAAUUCACGAUAAAAUACCUACCCAUAUAUAUUUCAGUUUUAUAAAAUUCUGAAUGGUUUUAUCGUGGAACAAGUAAAUGCAACAGUUCGGCAGUUUGAAAAAAUAUCCAGGUGCUAGUUUUGUAAAUAACAAUAUUUUGAGUCGUGUGUAUGUGAUCAUCUUUAAUUUUUUUUAUGCCAUCAUGAUUUAAAUUUAUUAGCUUAUAUGUGCUAUUGCUGUUCGGCUUAAGCAUGAUAGGGCCAUGAUCUCCACCAUUGUAUAUUGUUCUAAUCGGAGACCAAGUUUCAUUGAUUCGGAAGGAGCUUACCGCUAAAUUUAAUAGUUAUUGGGCUGAGGUUUGGC